AUGGUAGAACCUCAAGGCCCUUUGGAUAUACUUCCAGUUGUCAAUUAUCAACCAUUACUUACAGAAGCCAACUAUUUCUCGACUAAGCAAAUGAUCAAUCAAGUACUAUCGGAGGAUCAAGAAUAUGUUGCAUGGAAGUUGAAAGAUUUACGAACAGGUGGUACGAUGAACAAUUUUAUUUCUCAAUCACAGAUUGAUACUACUAGCUCGCAACGAACCAAUGAAGUUUCCAAAAUGCCUCAUUUGAAUUCCGUCCCCAAAAACCUGCAUUUUAUGAGAGAUAUUUAUGACAGAUUAAAUGCUAAUGAUGACGAGAUCAAAGGGAAUGAGUUGAGUUAUGAAGAUCAGUUCAAGCUGUUGGUUUUAAAUUUAGAUAGCGAGCAAAAUAAUAGAUUCGAAGUGUUCCAUAGAACCUCAUUAAACAAAUCUCAAGUUAAAAAGUUAGCCAGUACCGUCUGUAAUCAGACGAUAAGUGAGAAUAUUAGAGUCUUUCUACAAGCAAUUGGUAAAGUAUAUGUGGGAGAAAUCAUAGAACUUGCAUUGGAUGUUAGAAAGAAGUGGUUUAAUGCAAGGAUGGCAAUAGAAUUUGACAGGAGGAAAGAAUUUGCAAAGAGAUUGAAAAAAAUACUGAAAAAACUUACUCAAUUGACAAAUGCAACUGAUGUCAACGAAAAGGAUAAACAAACUGAUAUUGAAAUUGAAGAUAGUGUAGAUGAGAACGAAAGCGAUACGUAUUUUGAUGACGAUGAAGAUGAAGUGAGGGAGAUUAAGACUAGUAACAAGUUGUUAAGUACAGACAAGAACUCACAAGAGGUUAGACUAGGGUUGCUAAAUCACUACAACAAACUAGUAAAAGACUUCAACAAAAUAGAUGUUAGUAUUGAGAAAUACAAUAAGAGUCCCAUACUACCAGAACAUAUACGAGAGGCAUGGAGGUUGUAUCAAUUACAGAAUGACACUUUGCCAGCCGAUCAAUGGAGGUAUCAGGGUGAAAAUAGUGGUAAUAUGUUUAGAUGA
This is a messenger RNA of Kazachstania africana CBS 2517, 1017 nucleotides long. It is a transcript of the gene TAF11, whose product is annotated as TATA-binding protein-associated factor TAF11. The coding region runs from base 1 to 1017 and encodes 338 amino acids. NCBI's taxonomy places the organism in Eukaryota, Fungi, Ascomycota, Saccharomycetes, Saccharomycetales, Saccharomycetaceae. Gene Ontology annotation, molecular function: protein heterodimerization activity; transcription coactivator activity. The transcript has a single exon. The record is from RefSeq and is a predicted model, not a curated record. Gene Ontology annotation, cellular component: transcription factor TFIID complex; nucleus. Gene Ontology annotation, biological process: RNA polymerase II preinitiation complex assembly; transcription initiation at RNA polymerase II promoter.